Messenger RNA from Ananas comosus (pineapple), 603 nucleotides. RefSeq lists its product as uncharacterized. The transcript has a single exon. NCBI's taxonomy places the organism in Eukaryota, Viridiplantae, Streptophyta, Magnoliopsida, Poales, Bromeliaceae. The record is from RefSeq and is a predicted model, not a curated record. Bases 59 to 535 code for a protein of 158 amino acids.
GAAAUACUCCCCCCCCAAAAAAAAGAGUGAGGAGGAGAUGAUACUUAUUAAUGCAUGAAUGGAGGAAGGGAAGCGAGGGCCGAGGAUAGAAGAAGAGAUGGUGGAAGCCGCGUUAGCUGCCGCGGGCGCGGCACUGUUCGUCUCCGGCAUGAAGCAUCUCCUCCCCUUCCUCCCGUGUUCGUGCGCUCUCUCCGCAGCGCUAGUGAUGGCCCCCUCCCCCUUCCUUUUCCUGCUGCUCAACGUCGUCGUCGCCUCCAUCGUCGUCGUCUCGCUGCGACCUGCGCGCUCCCUCGGCGUCGAGAGAAAGAAGGCGACGUCGAAGAUUGACGGAGAGAAAGAGAAAUUCGAGGAGAGAUCAGCGACGGCGGCGGAGACAGAGGCAGAGGCGGAGGCGGAGGCGGAGGCGGAUGAGGAGGGAGGGGUCGAGGCGGAGGAGCUGAACAGAAGGGCGGAGGCGUUCAUCGCGGCGUUCCGGCGGCAGCUCUCCGCGGAUUCCUUCUCCUCCGGCGCGGCCGCCGGAGCUAAUGCUCAAUGAGGUUUUUUUUUUUUCCCUUUUUUUCUUUUUUUUUCUUUUUUUUGGGGUGUGUGUGUGUGUGAGUGAGG